GGAGCUGAGUCACGGGAGCGCGCUGGGGGCGGAGCGGGGAGGGGCUGCCCCACUGCAGAGGGGGCUGGCCCCGGGGCAGCCUCCCGGCCGUGCCGGUCUGCCGGCCACGCCGCACCGCUCCUGCGCUGUGCCGCCGCGGCGCUGGGCCCGGCCACUGCGGAGCUGGUUGCAGGAAGUAGAGUGUCCCCGCUCGCCGCAGAGGCCCCGCCCCCACCCCGCCCACCCGCGCCGCUGGGCCCCGCCCCGGGUGUGAAGGCGGCUGCGCGCCAGGCCUGGGGGGCGUGGCCUAGGCCCGCCCGCCCUGUGGGAUGCGCGGCGCGGGCGGCGUGGGCCGUUGGCGUGGCUUGGGCGGUUGUCCUGGAGAAGCAAGAUGGCGGCGACGGCGGCGGCCCCGGUGGUGGCGGAGGAGGACACGGAGCUGCGGGACCUGCUGGUGCAGACGCUGGAGAACAGCGGGGUCCUGAACCGCAUCAAGGCUGAACUCCGAGCAGCUGUGUUUUUGGCCCUCGAGGAGCAAGAAAAAAUAGAGAAUAAAACUCCUUUAGUCAAUGAAAGCCUGAAAAAGUUUUUAAACACAAAAGAUGGCCGGCUGGUGGCUAGUCUGGUGGCGGAGUUCCUUCAGUUCUUCAACCUUGACUUCACCUUGGCCGUCUUCCAGCCUGAAACCAGCACGCUUCAAGGUCUGGGCGGCCGGGCGGAGCUGGCCCGGGACUUGGGCAUCGCUGAGGCGGACGGCGCCGUGGGGGGGCCCCUGCUGCUGGAGGUGCUCAGACGCUGCCAGCAGAGGGGGGCGGGGCCGGCCGGCGGGCAGGGUGCGCUGGACGUGGCUGCUGCCGGGCACCCUCCCCCCGCGCCGCCGGAGGGAACCGCGAGUGAGCACUCGGGCCCCAGCAAGAUACCGAGGUACAAAGGCCAGGGUCAGAAGAAGACGAGCGGGCCGCGGCCUGGUGCGCAGGCCGGCAGCGAAGCCAGCCACAGUGAUGCCAGCACCUCCUCGUCAGAACCACGGGGCAAAGGCAGUCUCCAGCCGCCGGCCCACGAAACCGGAGUCGGGUCCUCGCUGAACACCAGGAGCAAUGGCGCCGAGGCUCCGGCGGGCCCCGGCCCGCAGGACGGCGACUCGGACGGGGACUCCUUCUUCGACGACCCGGUCCCGAAGCCCGAGAAGACCUACGGCUGGAGGAGCGCGCCCGGGGAGCAGCGCGGAGGAGACCCGGCCUCGGGCUCGGGCGAGCCCCCCUCGCAGAGCGGACGCGGCGCCCUCGCGGGAGCCCCCUCGCUGGCAGACACAGAGAGUGAAAGAGGAAACACGGUGCUGAAAGGCCUGAAGCUGGUCAACGACAGAACUGGGUCCCUGGGACUAGGGACCGGCGGCGGCGAGGACGACUAUGCUGACGACUUCAGCAGCACCAGCCACCGCUCCGGGAGGAGCGGGCUGAGCCUCGGCGAGGAGAUUGAGGAGGACCUCUCCGUGGGGCUGGACGACGCCACCGCCAGCGACAAGCUGGACGACCUGACACAGGACCUGACGGUGUCCCAGCUCAGCGACGUGGCCGACUACCUGGAGGACGUGGCGUGCGCCUGAGGGGCGCGGGGCCGUGGCCCCCGCAGGACAGGGCCCCGCCGGCACCACUGUUUCUGGACCGUCCCCCCUGGCUGGACCGCCUGCUCUCCGUCGGUGCCGGGUACUUCCGAAGACUGUGGAUAUUUUUAAAGUUACCUUUCGUCGUGCUAAACAAGAUACUUCCUGUGAGCCCCUGUGUGGGAGGUCGGAUCGUCUUAACUUGGUUCGCCAACACGUUUUGCUGCGGCGGUUGAUGACACACGUCCACGGCCGGGAGCGAGCCUGUGGACACCGCGGCGUUAGGAGCCGAGUGCAGGGUGUGCCCGCAGCUCUGCGUGGCCUCGGCCGCUCAGCGAGUUGCUGUGGGCGGCGCAGGGGGCCCGGGCGCCCCGCCACCCGCACAGGCCGGUGGGGGGGG
Molecule: messenger RNA, 1982 nt
Organism: Phyllostomus discolor (pale spear-nosed bat)
Lineage: Eukaryota; Metazoa; Chordata; Mammalia; Chiroptera; Phyllostomidae
Gene: CEP43
Product: centrosomal protein 43
Exons: 13
Coding region: 371-1585 (404 amino acids)
Biological process (GO): microtubule anchoring
Cellular component (GO): centrosome
Molecular function (GO): protein binding
Source: RefSeq, a predicted model, not a curated record